Labeo rohita (rohu) is the source of this 2340-nucleotide messenger RNA. Its product is annotated as serine/threonine-protein kinase/endoribonuclease ire-1-like. Gene Ontology annotation, molecular function: ATP binding; RNA endonuclease activity; protein serine/threonine kinase activity. The record is from RefSeq and is a predicted model, not a curated record. Gene Ontology annotation, cellular component: IRE1-TRAF2-ASK1 complex. The transcript has 9 exons. NCBI's taxonomy places the organism in Eukaryota, Metazoa, Chordata, Actinopteri, Cypriniformes, Cyprinidae. Gene Ontology annotation, biological process: protein phosphorylation; IRE1-mediated unfolded protein response; intrinsic apoptotic signaling pathway in response to endoplasmic reticulum stress. Bases 963 to 1463 code for a protein of 166 amino acids.
GCGUAUUUAAAGUGCGAUUGCGUCCCAGCUUCACGACGUAAGCUGUCCCAAUUCAGGAUGCACCUUCCGUGUGCAUUCCAAGGCCGAAUGCGUCACCGCGGCCCGACGAAGGCUGCCGCAAUUCGAAAGUGACUUCAAACGCGGCCUCCGAAUUCCAGGAAAAUGAAGUGUACAUCUGCGUGGAUCUGAAGGACUCGGCCCGGCUAUACAGAGCUCUGUUCAGCAAUUUUACAGAAACUGAAGAAAAACAAUGGAUCAUCGCCAUGCUGAGUUUGUGGAUACGUAUUAUGCAAAUCUCAUUCAGAGAGUUACAUCUGUGAUGCCCAUCACUGAUAAGCUGUAUCAAAACAGAGUGCUUACCAGAGAAGUGUAUUCGAAGAUCACAAAUGCACCUACUCCACAAGCCAAAAUGAGAGAGCUCUUGUACUCUGUGAAAGCUGGAGGACCUGAAGUAAAAUCCGCUCUGUACAAAGCACUGAAAGAAUAUGAGCCUUAUUUAACCCAACACCUGGAAGGGUCAUCCUCACAGGCAGGCCAUGAAAAACAGGUAACUGAGUCUCACAGUCAAAGAGCAGAAGUAGAAAAGUAUCAAGCUAAGACACACAGACCUGAGAACAAUAUCAUCAGGUGGAACCCAUCCUCAAUAAAGUACAGAAGUGAAAUAGAGGUGCUCUGGAAAGAUUCCCGCAGAAAAAAAGGUCGGGAACCUCUACUUUUCCAGAAGUAGUAAAUGCAUUAUUGGCUCUGGAGGAAGUGGCACAGUAUAUCUUGGCCUGAAGGAAGAUGGCACUGAGGUGGCCAUUAAACGAAUAAUCAAGGACCAUCGGAAAAGCAAAGACUUUGAAAAUGAACUAAAGCAUCUACGAGAUUUAAAUCUCGAGAGUAAGAACAUUGUCAGGUACGUGGACUUAGCAGAGGAUGAAGACUUUUAUUAUCUUGCACUACAGCUUUGUGAAUAUGAUAUGGAGGAUUACAUGGAAAAUCUUCGUCAGGAAGAGCACAAAGAAAAAGCUUUGAGGAGAAUAGUGAAGGAGAUUCUUCUUGGCCUUCAAGUUCUUCACCGUGCUGGAGUGAUACAUCGUGACAUAAAGCCUGGAAAUGUCUUGAUAGAUUCAGGAAAAAAUGCCAGGCUGGCCGACUUUGGCUUAAGUCGCAAGCUGGAGGAGGGCAGAAGCACAGUGCAUACUGCUAGAGCUGGUACACUUGGCUGGGAAGCAACAGAGAUCCUGAAUCAAGAUGCGGGUUACAAGAAGAGCUCAGACAUCCAGGUUGCUGGGAUGUUGGUGUACUACAUCCUCUCUGACGGGAAACAUCCUUUUGGGGACGUGAAGGAUCGUGAGGAGAACAUCAAGAAAGGGCAGCACUCACUUGAAGAUUUACAAGAUAUAGUAGCAAAGGAUCUCAUAGAGUGGAUGAUCAACAAAGAACCAGCAGAGAGACUGACCAUUGAUGAGGAAAACUAAAAUGCUUAGGAUGCUAGGAGAGAUAGAGGAAGUCCAAAACAGAAAUUUAGAAAAUCUUUCUAAGCUUUGCGACUCUGCAAAGAAAUUUACGGAAGGCAAAACAUUUAAUAAAUGGAAAUCAGAGCUUAUAGAUGAAUGGUCCGACAUUAACAAAGACCUUCCGGAGGACUUACUUGGCCUGCUGCGUGUUUUCCGCAACAAACUGACACAUGGGGGAUUUCAUGAAGAGAUGUUCGACCGUUUUCCAGAUUUCUUCAUCAGCUUACACAGACUGGCUAUAGACAUGGGCUGGAAGUGUACCUGGUCUUAAGAUAAGCAAGGAGAACAUCAGCACCAUGGACAAGAAUUUUUAGGCUCUAGUUUGUCCAUGGAGGGGUGAAGAGACACAUGUGACCCAUCAGGGAAGCAUGUGUCACCACUCUCAUUUUCACACUUCUCUCCUGCUCUUUAAAAGAACCGAACCCAGACCCCUUUAAGUGGACAAAGAGGUGGACCAAGUGAAAAAGGACUCAGGACUGUUCACACUGUUGCUGUUCCUGAAAGAGGACUCAGUUCCUUUUUUGGUCCACUUUAGCAGUAAUGGUGUCUCAGACCUCUUUGUGUUCUAUGGAGUAGAGAGGGGAUGAGCGCUUUUUUCCCAUAUAUAUAAUGGUUUCCCCAGUAAUGGCAGUACACAAAGCAGUGCAGCACCUGACUUUGAAACAUGCAGCACUCAAAUUUAUUCAAUGAAAUCAGAUGGCCUUUUUAAAUUUUAAUAAUCACAUUACGCUACACUCUUAAAAAUAAGGUGCCAGAAUGAACCAAAAAGGGGGUUUCGCGGCGAUGCUUUGGAGGAACCAUUUUUGGUUCCCUGAAGAACUAUUUUGUGAAAGGUUCU